Oryza brachyantha (malo sina) is the source of this 1301-nucleotide messenger RNA. Its product is annotated as WRKY transcription factor WRKY76-like. The record is from RefSeq and is a predicted model, not a curated record. Gene Ontology annotation, biological process: regulation of DNA-templated transcription. Bases 89 to 1090 code for a protein of 333 amino acids. Lineage: Eukaryota; Viridiplantae; Streptophyta; Magnoliopsida; Poales; Poaceae. Gene Ontology annotation, molecular function: DNA-binding transcription factor activity; sequence-specific DNA binding. The transcript has 2 exons.
UGCCGACGACGAAGCAAUUCAAAGUGUUUCCUGCAUAUUUAGCUAGCUCGAUUGUUUGUUUGUUGGUUGCAAGAGGAAUCGUCGAUCGAUGGACACGGCGUGGCGCGGCGGCGGCCGCUCACCGGUGUGCCUCGACCUCUGCGUCGGGCUGUCGCCGGUGCGGGAGACGUCAGCGGCGAGGCAUGAGCUGCUCGACAGGCCGACGGCCGGCUGCGGCGGCGGUGGGGAUGCCAGGAGGUUGGCCGAUGAUGAGGCGAAGAUCCUGGAGGCGAAGGUCACCCAGAUGAGCGAGGAGAACCGGCGGCUGACCGAGGUGAUCACCCGUCUGUACGGCAGCCACGUCGCGCGCCUAGGCCUCGACGACGCGGCCUCGCCGCAGCGGCGGCCGGUGUCGCCGCUGUCGAGCAGGAAGAGGGGGAGGGAGAGCAUGGAGACGGCGAAUUCUUGUGACGGCAACGGCAACGGGCAGAAGAGCGGCGCCGCGGCCGAGGCCGACCACGCCGAGAGCUUCGCCAUGGACGACGGCACGUGCCGGAGGAUCAAGGUCAGCCGGGUGUGCCGACGGAUCGACCCGUCGGACGCCACCCUGGUCGUGAAGGACGGGUACCAAUGGCGGAAGUACGGGCAGAAGGUGACGCGCGACAACCCGUCGCCGAGGGCGUACUUCCGGUGCGCCUUCGCGCCGUCGUGCCCGGUGAAGAAGAAGGUGCAGCGCAGCGCGGAGGACAGCUCGCUGCUGGUGGCGACGUACGAGGGCGAGCACAACCACCCGCUCCCGUCGCGGCCCGGCGAGCUGGCGGCGGUGGGGAGCGCCGGCUCGCUGCCGUGCUCCAUCUCCAUCAACUCCUCCGGCCCGACCAUCACGCUCGACCUCACCAAGAACGGCGGAGCCGUGCAGGUGGUCGAGGCGGCGGAGGGGGCGGCGCACCCGCCGCCGCCGCCGCAGGACCUCAAGGAGGUGUGCCUGGAGGUCGCGUCGCCGGAGUUCAGGAGCGCGCUGGUGGAGCAGAUGGCCAGCGCGCUCACCAGCGACCCCAAGUUCACCGGCGCGCUCGCCGCGGCGAUCCUCCAGAAGCUGCCUGAUUUCUAACCUUGUACACGAUCUUUCUUGCAGAAAAUUAGCGCAUUUCGAUAGUGAUUAGGGCUGAAUUUCCCCCCAAAUUUGAGAAUUUUACCGCGUAAAAGAGUUCGAAUACCUGGUGCUGUUCGAGGAUGUGAAUUGUAAUAAAUAUGGUUACUGGGCCUCACGCAAAAGAAGCUGGCCUUCUACAGGACCACACGGCCCACGGGCUCUUCUGUCU